This is a messenger RNA of Seminavis robusta, 447 nucleotides long. The record is from the annotation of a GenBank genome assembly. NCBI's taxonomy places the organism in Eukaryota, Bacillariophyta, Bacillariophyceae, Naviculales, Naviculaceae.
AUGCCGCGCUACACCGAAGGACUUCUUGGCGGCUUUCAGCUCCCCAAGAAGCCUCGGUCGCCUUAUUCGCUAUUGAAGAAUGCCAUUAAGAAAGCAAAGGCAAAACAUGAACAACGAGAGCUGGAACGUCAGAUUGAGUCGAUGCAAUCGGCAUUGAAGACCUACCAGCAAAGAAGUGAAGAGUUUUUGAUUGUGGCAGGAGCUGCCUUUCCCAAAAUCAAGGACUGCAAUGGUGACAUGCGUCACGAGAAGGACUUCACCGUCAAGCCACGAGUGGAUGGCACCUUUAACACACCCAGACGCUGUCGACCCAAGCGAUGGCAAGGGUCGUUGGCCAGUGUCUCGGAGGCGGACGAUGUCAACACUUCAUUGUCACUUCCCUCGUUUGAUGAGUCUGUGUUGACGGUAACACAGCCCACACCUAUGGAAGUGAGCAUUGAAGUCUGA